This is a messenger RNA of Protopolystoma xenopodis, 612 nucleotides long. NCBI's taxonomy places the organism in Eukaryota, Metazoa, Platyhelminthes, Monogenea, Polystomatidea, Polystomatidae. The record is from the annotation of a GenBank genome assembly.
AUGGAAGAAGAGCCGCAGGGCGAGAACUGUGUCGAAGGAAGCCUCCAUCGUUUGAUUGUGCACUUUAACAGCAGGAAACGGUCUUCGGGGCAGGUGCGAAGAAACACAAUCUGGCCCGCUCCGUGCCUCUUCUGGCGUCAGGAGUUGUCGUGCAGACCACUUGAAGAAAAUGUCUCUCUUUCCUACUCCAUCUGGAAUGGGCCAGACAGACGACUUCCGUUAGUCAACCAAAGCCACCACAUCUCAGCCUCUUUCCCUCUUCUUCUUGUUUCCAGUUGCGACUGGACGCGACUUCAUGUUGCGCAAGUCCAUGGGCUCAUUUGUGCCCACGUCGGGAAACACACAUGCACACAAACAGAGCACGACAGCGAGAGAGAGAGAUUUGAGGGCUUCAGUCGACAUUUGCAACUGCGUGAGGCAUCCGAUGCCUGCGAUCACUUGAUCCGUCGUAGUGAUUACGCAACACACAACACACAACUCUCCCUUGCGCCGCAUCAGUCUCUCUCCCUUCCUCUCUCUCUCUCUCUCUCUCUCUCUUUUGCAACCUCCAUCUUUCAUGUCCCAGCUGGAGCCGUCACUAUUCGAGUCACAACUGCUGGUCAGGGUAACUGA